CUCGGUUCGCGGUGCGGCGGCGGCAGCUCGGAGGUUGGAAAAGGAGUUGUCGUGUUCGCAGCGGGCGAGAGGAAGCUGAGCCUGCAGAAAUGACCGAUUCCUCUGUGACAAAGCUGUCCUCUACCCUGCUGGACGCCAUCACCGACAAGGACCCUGCAGUGCAGGAGCAAGUCUGCCGUGCUCUGUGCUCCCUCGGGGAGGCGCAGCCGAGGGAGACGCUCUGCGCCUGUGAGAAGUACCUGCGGCAGCAUGACAAGCUGGCACAUCCAUACCGAGCAAUGGUCCUGAGGGCUAUGGAGGCGAUCCUGAGCAGUUGCCCCAGCGAGCUGGACAAGGACACAGCCAGCAUCGUCAUCCUCCUGGCAUCCAACGAGAUGACCAGGACUAAGGAAUUGGUCUGUGACUGGCAGCAGGCAGCGAGCCACGUCCUCGUGGCCGUGGGGAAGCGCUACGUCAACCAGGUGAUGGAGGAGGUGCUGAGCAAGCUCCAGCCCGGCGUUGUGCCCCACUGCUUUGUGGUGCGGACGCUCGCUGACCUCUCGCUUUCCAAUGCCUUCGGCACAGUCCCCUUCCUGCCGUCCAUCCUGAGCACCAUGCUGCCCAUGCUGGGCAUGGCCAAGCACGACACGAUGAGGGUGGCGUUUUGCUGCGCCCUGCAGCACUUCAGCGAGAGCACCCUGGAGUAUCUGGCCAACUUGGACCAAGCCCCAGACCCCACGGUCAGGAAGGACGCCUUUGCUGCUGACAUCUUCAGCGCCUACGAUAUUCUCUUCCACCAGUGGCUGCAGAGCCGAGAAGCCAAGCUCCGGCUUGCCGUGGUGGAGGCUCUAGGGCCUAUGAGCCACCUGCUGCCUGGUGAGAAGCUGGAAGAGCAGCUCCCCAAGCUCCUCCCUGGAGUCCUCGCCCUCUACAAGAAGCACGCAGAGGCCUUCCACGUGUCCAAGAGCCUGGGCCAGAUCCUCGAGGCAGCUGUGAGCGUGGGCAGCCGCACACUGGAGGUCCAGCUCGAUGCCCUGCUGGCCGCUCUGCAUGCCCAGAUUUGCGUGCCCGUGGAGUCCUCGAGUCCCCUCGUGAUGAGCAACCAGAAGGAGGUGCUUCGCUGCUUCACGGUGCUGGCCUGCUGCUCACCUGACCGCCUGCUGGCCUUCCUGCUGCCCAGGCUGGACACCAGCAACGAGAGGCUCCGCGUGGGCACCCUGCAGAUCGUGAGGCAUGUCAUCAACUCAGCCGCUGCUCAGAUGGAAGUGAAGAAGCCCUUUCUUCUCUCCUCCAUGAGGCUUCCCCUUCUGGACACCAACCACAAGGUGAAGCGGGCUGUGGUGCAGGUGAUCAGUGCCAUGGCUCACCAUGGCUACCUGGAGCAGCCCGGAGGCGAGGCGAUGAUCGCGUACAUCGUGCAGCAGUGCGCACUGCCCCCGGAGCAGGAGCCUGAGAAGCCGGGCCCCGACAGCGAGGACCUCGUGGCUGACAGCGUGCGUGCCAUCAGCAUCCGCACCCUCUACCUGGUCAGCACUACCGUGGACAGGAUGAGCGACGUCCUCUGGCCGUACCUGCUCGAGUUCAUCACCCCCGUGCGCUUCACUGGGGCCCUGACUCCACUCUGCAAGAGCCUUGCCCACCUGGCACUGAAGAGGCAGGAGGCAGGGGCCGACGCCUUCCUAAUCCAGUACGACGCCCACGUGAACCUGCCUUCUCCCUAUGCUGUGGCCACAAGGCUUCUGGUUGUGUCUUCCAGCCCCUACCUGGGGGACAGCCGCGGGAUGGCCGCGCUGCGCCUCCUGAACGUCUUGCAUCGUAACAUCCACCCUUUGCUGGGUCAGCGCUGGGAGACAGCCAUCCCCCUGCUGCUGGAGUACCUGGAUGAAUGUACGGAGGAAACCCUGUCACAGAAAGAGUGGGAGGAAAAGCUGCUGAUGUUCCUGCGGGACAGUCUGGCUGCCGUGUCUGACAACAUAUGGAUCUGCCAGCUGAGUCGGGAGAUGUGCAAGCAGCUGCCCUGCUACAAUGGGACGCCCCAGGAGAAGAACUUCCUGUAUAAAUGCAUAGGAACCACCCUGGGUGCUGCUUCCAGUAAGGAGGUGGUGAGGAAACAUCUUCGAGAGCUGCUGGAAACAGCCAGAUACCAGGAGGAGGCAGAGCACGAGGGCCUUGCCUGUUGCUUUGGGAUCUGUGCCAUCUCCCACCUUGAGGACACCCUGGCCCAGCUGGAGGACUUUGUGAAGUCGGAUGUGUUUAGAAAAUCCAUGGGCAUUUUCAACAUCUUUAAGGACCGAGGUGAGAGCGAGGUGGAGAGAGCAAAGAGCGCGCUGAUCCUGUGUUACGGGCAUGUGGCCGUGCGGGCGCCCCGCGAGCUGGUGCUGGCCAAGGUCGAGGCCGACAUCCUGCGGAACAUGCUCCAGUGCUUCAACACGAAGGUUCUGGGAAUAAAGGUAGAGACCAAGGACCCGGCCCUGAAGCUGUGCCUUGUCCAAAGCAUGUGCAUGGUCAGCCAGGCCAUCUGCAGCAGCACCCAAGCUGGUGCCUUCCACUUCUCAAGGAAGCCGGAACUGGUGGCACAGAUGAUGGAGUUCAUCAGGGCCGAGCCCCCAGACUCCCUGAGGACGCCCAUCAGGAAGAAAGCCAUGCUCACCUGCACUUACCUGGUCUCCCUGGAGCCGGUGCUGGAGGAGCAGGUCCAGGCAGACAUGGUCCAGGGCUGCCUGCACAGCAUCAUGGCCCUGCCGCCUGAGGACAGAGAGGAGGGCUGCCAGGAGGCCCUAUAUCUUGACACAAUGCGUGCCCUUGAAGAUUUGCUCAGGAGCCUCCUGCAGCGCAGCAUGACCCCCCAGAGCCUGCAGGUCAUGGUUGAGCACCUGAGCCCGUGGAUCAAGUCUCCGAGGGGCCACGAGCGGGCACGGGCGCUUGGCCUUAGCGCCUGCCUGCUGCGCUUCUUCUUGGAGCACCUGCACGUCAGCGCCCUGGUGCCCUUCCACAACCUGGGCCUCCUCGUCGGCCUUUUUGCUCCCCGGUGUGCGGACCUGUGGCCUGCCACCCGCCAGGAGGCCGUGGGCUGUGUCCACUCCCUGCUCUACCUCCAGCUGGGCUACGAGGGCUUCUCCCGAGACUACCACGAUGACAUGGCCGAGCAGCUCCUCACCCUCAAAGAUGGCCUCGAGCACCCUGACCCAGCCAUCCUCUUCCACGCCUGCCAUAGCAUAGCCCAGAUCAUCGCUAAGCGCCUCCCACCAGACCAACUCAUCAGCCUCUUACUAACCAUGUUCGAAGGCCUGGGGGACCCUGACGAGAACUGCUCCCGAGCCGCCACCGUCAUGAUCAACUGUCUGCUGAAGGAGCGGGGCGGCGUGCUCCUGGAGAAGGUGCCGGAGAUCGUGAGUGUGCUGCGCUCCAAGCUGCAGGAGACCCGCAGGGAGCAUGUCCUGCCGGCCGCCCAGCACAGCGUGUACCUCCUGGCGUCCAAGCACUGUGCAGCCGUUGUGUCCAGCCUCCUGGGCAGCCCCCUGCCCUUUGACAGCCACACCUGCACCCUGUGGCGAGCACUGGCCGUGCAGCCCGGCCUCGCUGCCCAGGUCCUGGAGCUGCUCCUGGAGAAGAUGACCAGAGACGUUCCGUUCAAGGAGAGCCGAGCCUUCCUGCCGGGCAGCACUCCUGACCGGGUGGCCACACUGCUGCCCCUCGCCGCCACCUGUGCACUGCACGAGGUUGUGUCUGCUCCAGCGUCAGGGCCCGCGGUGCUUGAGCUCUACCCACAGCUGUUUGCGGCGCUCCUGCUGCGUGUCAGCUGCACCGUGGGCGUCCAGCUGCCCCGGAACCUGCAGGCCAAGGAGAGGAGGAGCACCAGGAGCUUCGAGCCCUGCAGCGCUGCCGUGGAAACCCUGAAGGCCCUGCUGCUCCGAGGUGGCAGUGAGGACGUGGUGCAGCGCAUGGAGCAGGAGGGAGGCUGGGAGCUGCUCAAGACCUCAGCAGAGCACGAGGAGGGGGUCAUCCUGCUGGCCAGUGCCAUGGCCAAGUCUGCAGGCCCCCGGCUCCCCACAGUGGUGAAGGAACUCAUGUGCACGCAGGCCAGUGUGUAUGAGAUCCAGAGGGUCACCUCCACUGCCUUCCUGGCUGAGCUACUCAACAGCAACGUGGUCAAUGACCUGAUGCUCCUGGAGCUGCUGCUGGACAACCUGACAGCCCAGCAGAAGGACUCCUGCACCAGCGUACGGCGACUGGUGCUCCGUGGUCUGGCCAAUGUGGCCUCUGGCUCCCCUGACAAGGUACGGUCCCAUGGCCCCCAGCUCCUGACAGCCCUGAUCAGCGGGCUGGACGACGGGGAUGCUCCACACAGCCCGGUGGCCCUGGAGGCCAUGGCGGGCCUGGCACGGCUGCUAGACCUGGUGGAGCCCUGGGACCUGCGCUCGGUGCUGCUGCACGUUGCCAUCCGCAUCCGGCCCUUCUUUGACAGCGAGAAGAUGGAGUUCCGGACAGCGUCUGUGCGCCUCUUUGGGCACCUCAACAAGGCCUGUCACAGGGACUGUGAAGACGUCUUCCUAGAGCAGGUGGUGGGCGGGCUGGCACCCCUGCUGCUGCACCUGCAGGACCCUCAGGCACCUGUGGCCAGCGCCUGUAGGUUUGCCCUGCGCAUGUGUGGCCCCAACCUGGAGUGUGAGGAGCUGGCGGCCACCUUCCAGAAGCACCUGCAGGAGGGCAGGGGCCUGCACUUCGGAGAGUUCCUCAAUGCCACCUGCAGGCACCUGAUGCACCACUUCCCUGAGCUGCUGGGCCGCUUGGUGAGCACCAACCUGUUCUACUUCAAGAGCAGCUGGGAAGACAUCCGUAUAGCCGCCGCCAUGUUCACCGGGUUCCUGCUGCUGCACGCUGAGUACGCGCACAGACCCCAGGUGGACCUGGAGCAGCUCCUUGCAGCGCUCCAGCUCCUGCUGAAGGAUCCAGCCCCUGCGGUGCGGAUGAAGGCUGCCGAGACUUUGGGCCGCCUGGCAAAAUUUGCCUAAGGCUCCGACCAGUGAACCCCUGCAAGCAAUACCCACCCAGGUCUGAGCCUGCCCAGGGACAGGCUCUCCUGAGGACCCAUGGCCUGGGAUCAAACCACCGCCCUCUGUGAGGAAGGUGCUGGAGGCCCCAUGGGAUGGGGGUGGAUCACUGUGCCCCCACAUAUUCUCCAAUAAAA
Cynocephalus volans (Philippine flying lemur) is the source of this 5167-nucleotide messenger RNA. RefSeq names its product maestro heat like repeat family member 1 (gene MROH1). Gene Ontology annotation, cellular component: cytoplasm. Bases 90 to 4991 code for a protein of 1633 amino acids. Lineage: Eukaryota; Metazoa; Chordata; Mammalia; Dermoptera; Cynocephalidae. The record is from RefSeq and is a predicted model, not a curated record. Gene Ontology annotation, molecular function: protein binding. The transcript has 43 exons.